This is a messenger RNA of Platichthys flesus (European flounder), 1372 nucleotides long. RefSeq lists its product as uncharacterized. The record is from RefSeq and is a predicted model, not a curated record. Lineage: Eukaryota; Metazoa; Chordata; Actinopteri; Pleuronectiformes; Pleuronectidae. The transcript has 2 exons. Bases 152 to 649 code for a protein of 165 amino acids.
CUUCCGCCCCAGCAUUUCCCCCACUGUCUCUGGGAAAGCAGCACUUUUAGGGGGGAAAACAAGUGUGUGGAGCCAAGAAACAGGUCUGACCUCAGUUACUGGGACGAUUCAAGUUGCUGUUUUAAAGAGUCUCUAAACUCUCCAAGACAACAUGAACACCACUGAGUCAGGCUACAACUUCACCCUAACCUCCAACACCGAAAACAUCACUCUGUCCAGCCUGACAAACGCCACCAUCUUCUCCACCAUCUCUCAGCCUCCAUCCUACUCUUCUCACAUCCAUGACCCAGAGUUCACUAUCAUGGUGGUGCUGGGCUUAUCGCUGUUGCUGGCAGGGUUCGCCGCCUUCCUGGCUGUAUGCCGGUCCUCCCAACAGGAUGGGGACUCAGACGCGAGCUGUGGCCCAGGAGAGAGCUUGACCCCUGGACGAAGCAGAUCAAGUGAGCCCCAGCUCAAGGUGUGGAAGAGACUGGGCUCGUAUCGGCGUUCGUUCAACCUGUCUUUCAGACGGCCGCCACACCGCAGACCACAUGAGCGGGAGAUUAUAAAUGCAUCGCAGUCACCAACAGGACAGACGGCACAGUCAGAAGCCAGCAAGGAGCCUCACCUCACUAUGCCAUGUCUAUUUGACUAUGUCACUGAAAUCUGAGGCUGAGAGUUGACUGACUGCUCCCAAAAAUGUGACACACUGUAUUCGGAUGAAUGUGGAUGAAGAGUAAAUGAGAAGAUUUUAUUAAUUUGAAUUCCAGGUGGAUGAGAGUUGCUACAAAGUAAGUGCUAAAACAUAAGCAAUCAAAAAGACAGUCUGACAGGUUUCUUUGUUUUUUUAAACAAAACACUUCACCUUCAAUAUAGUAGCAGGUAGCAGUGUUGUGCAUAGAUGGUCUUUUUCCAUCACCCUUCUGCAGUAUAUCCACUGGAAGUGAAUAUGAAUUAAUCCCACGACUCAAUUUGAUUACAAUUCUCGCAGUAAGGAUUUGAUGCUUCAUCAAAUCUGCCCUUGAUUAAAUUAGGUCUGAUUAGAUUGUAUCCAAGUUUUUCCAAGGAGUAUAAUGGCAGUUUAACAGGCACAGUGGACCCAACACAAGCCUCCAAUGACAGCAGCUCAGCUUAGUUAUCUCUUCUAAAAUAGUUUUUAAUUUUCACCAACUAUGUUCAAAGUCUGUGGACAAGCGUUGUUCCUUUUCAUCAUGCUAAUAGUUCUGAUGCUGUUAACCCCAUCAAUAUUGUGAUCAUGCAACUGAAGACAAACUAUGAAAUAUUAAAUAGUGUGAUUUAAUGUGGCUUUCAAAACAUGAUUUGUGAGCCAAGCAGAUACUUUUUUUGUGUUUUGUGAUUGUUACGUUCAGAAAUAAAGUGACUUUUAGUGUGA